Messenger RNA from Andrographis paniculata, 2635 nucleotides. Its product is annotated as calmodulin-binding protein 60 B-like. The transcript has 9 exons. Gene Ontology annotation, biological process: regulation of salicylic acid biosynthetic process. The coding region runs from base 746 to 2347 and encodes 533 amino acids. Gene Ontology annotation, cellular component: nucleus. NCBI's taxonomy places the organism in Eukaryota, Viridiplantae, Streptophyta, Magnoliopsida, Lamiales, Acanthaceae. Gene Ontology annotation, molecular function: DNA-binding transcription factor activity; calmodulin binding; sequence-specific DNA binding. The record is from RefSeq and is a predicted model, not a curated record.
AACCAUGAGGUACAUUAAACAACGAAAAUAGAACGACCAACGCCUUUGCAGCCUCACCAUGGAAGAAGACUCGCAAUGACUUUUCAGGUUGCUUGAACGCGCUGGUGCAGAUUUUCUUCCUCUACUUGUAAUUGUGUGUUCCUUUGAUAGUAUUUUCCACCAAGCUUCCCGAGGUAUCUACGACCUCCCCUAAGUCAGCGUAGCAUUAAUUGUUAUUAUUAUUUUUUUUUCUUAAUUGUGAUUAAAUUUCAUUUUCGAGAGAUUUUUGAGCGGCGUUUUGGAUUUCCUACGUGUUUGGAGUGUCGGAAUAUACACACAAUGAUGCUACAGGGUUGCUGAAAAGUUUAAUAUAUUAUGUGCCUUGCCUGUAGCUUUCCAAUAGACGCGGUUAUGCGAGCUCUUUUGAGUUGAUUUUUGAAACCUAAUAAUAUAUGAACAAAAAGGUGAUUGCUCAUGAAGGAUGAUAAAGUAAAAGGGAGUGAUGUGAUGGAGCAAUAAUGGUACAUAGAUUGCACACCUGAUUUGUGGGUAUUUUGUCUUAAAUGAUUUGGUGGUUGUGAUUGUGUCAUAACUGAAAGAGUAGCAUCUGUGUGAUUGACUUAUAUGGUUAGGGUAUUUGUUUAAUGUCUGAGGAAGCUUCCCAGGUAGUUUUCUGGGAGAUGUUUUGAUCUUUAUUUAAGCACUUUUAGUCUGACCUACCAUAACUAGAUUUUUCCCAUCCAUAUUUGUCGAUUUGGGAUUUGUGAUGUUACCUAAGAGGCAGCUCAGGGAGGAGGGGGAGGGGGAUUCCGGGAAUCAGAAUAGACGAAGGCUUAUGUCUUUGAGUAUACUCAAAGGAGCAAGAAAUGUUCGGAAUGUGCAAGGAAUGGUGCCUGUCUUGGAGCCUCUUAUCCGAAAAUGGGUUCAAGAGGCAGUGGUUGCUGCAGUUGAUCGAAUUGAAAGACCCUCCUAUAGUGGAAUUGCGUACUCGGGCUCAAGGACUCUGCAGCUGCAGUUUUGCAGUAAGUUGCCUGGCUCCCUAUAUACAGGCAGCAGGAUCUUGUCUGAGGAUGGAAGCCCUGUUCGACUAACCUUACGCGAUUCCAUCUCCAAGCAAAUAGGAUGGACAAAGGAAGAUUUUGAUCGUUAUGUUGUGCAAAACAGAGAAGGAAGGAGGCCAUUGUUGACCGGAGAUUUGGCUAUUUCUUUGCAAAAUGGAGAGGGUCAGAUUGAUCAGGUGAUUUUCACCGACAAUUCCAGCUGGAUGAGAAGCCGGAAGUUUCGAUUGGGAGCGCAAGUGCAUCUUACUACAUCUGAUGAAAUAAGCAUCAGGGAAGCCAUGACCAACUGCUUCAAAAUCUUGGAUCAUAGGGGGGAAUCUUACCGUAAGCACUAUCCUCCAUCCUUAGCUGAUGAAGUGUGGCGCUUGGAGAAGAUAGCGAAACACGGAAAAUUUCAUAACAGACUGACAUCCGUUAGUAUUUUUUGUGUCCGGGAUUUCUUGAGGUGGUAUGAAACAAGUCAGCACGACUUGCGCUCUGUACUCGGUAAUAUUUCAAACAAGAUGUGGAACAAAAUCAUCCAACAUGCUACAAGCUGUAUUUUGGAUGAUCAGAGAUACACAUACACGCCUGUCCCGGGGACUGAGCUGUUCUUCAACUCUGUCUACAAGUUGGUCGGAGUGCGAUUGGAUGGCCAAAUCUAUGAUUCACUUGAUACUCUCAACGUACAGAAGAUGAGGAUGGUGGAAGAUCUAAAGCAGCUCGCGUACAGAAACAUGGAAGACUGGAUUUUAGACACACCCGCCAUCGCCUACCCAAACCUUCCAAUAAAUACAACUGAUCAUUUCAACCAUCCUCCUACCGUUGAUCUCCAGGAUAAAUAUCUCCAUGUUGAUCAAGGCCAACCCGAACUGCAAAUCAACAAUUACCACCAACCAACAAUAUCCUCUUUGCCUUCCAACGCCGGAGAAGCCAACCGACAUCAUGCUAGUUUUGAGAUCGGCGAAAGCUCCCAAAUGCAACAGGGGUUCAAUCCUGGAUUUAGAAACAGUAUUGGCAUGACUGAUUACUCUCCCAGCCCCUUCUUCGGCAGCAUCUGCUUGGGAUCAUCUCCGCUGUGUGCCGAAGAUUUGCCACCAGCCAACAACCACUUCCACGGCGAGCCAUCAUCGUCCUCUACAUAUGACAUGCUGUUUUCUGAUUCCAACAAUCAUGAAAUCAGUCCAAAUUCCGCUGGCAUCAUGAUCCCCAGAAAUCUCACACCCAAAACAAGAUGGUACAAACUCCUCUCCGUCGUCAAGUGGAGAAUCCUGGUUAAACGCAGCGUAGCUGCAAGAAAAUGGAAGCAAUUCUUCGACUAUAUGUAAGUAGUGUACUCAAAGAUUUUAACCAUUUCCAUAUCCCCACGUUUUGUGAAGCUGCAAGAAAGAUGGGUCUCUCUAUGUGAUUAGUUUUGUAGUAAGAAUGGAGUUAGUUCUUUCAUGUCUGUGAAUCCAGCCUGCAUGUAGUGAAGAAACAAUGGAGUAUUGUGUUAGUUAAGCUUCCUGAUGCUGGCUGGCUGUCUGUCUGUCUGUAUUUAUGUAUGUAUGAAUGUAUCUUUGUUAAUCGAAGUGGUUCUGUAGCUUUUCUUCCUGCUAUAAAAAUGGAGUUUCUAA